This is a messenger RNA of Dicentrarchus labrax (European seabass), 4542 nucleotides long. It is a transcript of the gene zfyve19, whose product is annotated as zinc finger, FYVE domain containing 19. The transcript is spliced from 11 exons. NCBI's taxonomy places the organism in Eukaryota, Metazoa, Chordata, Actinopteri, Moronidae. Gene Ontology annotation, cellular component: midbody; centrosome; cleavage furrow. Bases 142 to 1419 code for a protein of 425 amino acids. Gene Ontology annotation, molecular function: metal ion binding; phosphatidylinositol-3-phosphate binding. The record is from RefSeq and is a predicted model, not a curated record. Gene Ontology annotation, biological process: mitotic cytokinesis checkpoint signaling; abscission.
GUAGCAACGUUGAAAGGUUGAAAUAGGUAGCUAGCUGCCAAAUCAUUGUUCUUACAGUCGGUUUUAUUUUUAAUAUUUACCAGCUAGAGCAAUAUUAGCCAAUUAUAAUUCCCUGGCUCAUGACUCUCUACACGUGUCGACAUGGACAACCGAUGUUAUUGUUGUGCAUCAAAGUUCAGCCUCUUCAAGAAGGAGCUGGGCUGUAAGAGCUGCGGCCGCUCCUUCUGCUCCAGCUGUUUGACUUCCAGUGCUGUGGUGCCUCGCUGUGGCAACACCCAGCAGAAGGUCUGCAAACAGUGCCAUGCUAAUCUGACCAGUGGGGAACCUCCGAACAGUGCUGGAAAAUGGUCUCCUCCUGAAAAUUACAAAAAACGGGUCGCUGCACUUGAGGCCAAACAGCAGGCACAGUCGACGCAGCCUUUUGCACAUGGAGGCAAUAGAAACAGCAAAGCAGGCCAUCUACCAACCAAAGGCCUGAGUAAAGAAGAUCAGGCUAUUGCAGAAAGACUUCAAAAGCUGAAGGAGGACACUGCGCCAAAGUCUAUCCCAUCUGAGAAAGAGCUUGAGUCUCGUCUUGCUGCUCUGAAAGCUCCCAGCCGGCCAGUGCCUUCUACAGGGGAGAUGGAGGACCGUCUGGCAGUUCUACGGGGUCAGCUUCCACCAUCUCAAGCUCCUCCACCUGUGCACCAGCCUCCAGAUAACAGGACUCAGACUGAACAAGCCAAUGAUCUGAUUACUCAGAUGACUGAGGAAGUUGCCAUAGACAACCAACAAUCAAAUCCUGAAUGCAGUGUGGAUGGCCGUAUGAAUGAUCUCAACAAGGGGGAGGGGGGAGCAUUGGAUGAGAAUUUGGAGGAGAACCAGGAGUCGGUCAAGCAGCUGGAGACAGAGAAGGCCCAUCUGCUGGAGGAGGCCAUGGAAGAGCUGAGGAAGGAGCACCAUUCCCAGGAUCAAGUCCUCCACAUGGCCAAGAGGCUGGCGCAGCUGAAGGGGCAGGACCCAGACAAAGUCACUAUGGAGGACUUUCAGCAUCCUGACAGUGAUGAGGAGACUGAGGAGGAAGCUGUGAUGAGAGUGUUAAAACAGCUGUCUGAAGAGGCUGCUUUGGACGAAGCCAGUGGCUACAACAUACCAUUAGAACAGAGUGGACCCAAGAACACAGAAAAGAAAAAAACAUCUAAGAAACCGGCUCCAAAGAGUAGGAUUUCACCGGCUGCUGUUGCACAUCAGCCAUCAGAUAGUGAUGAAGAAGAGCUUCCGUGGUGCUGCAUCUGUAACCAAGACGCCACCCUUCGUUGUCACACCUGUGAUGGAGACCUAUACUGCAACCGCUGCUUCAGGGAAGGCCAUGAUAAAUAUGACAGGAUGGAGCAUCGCACCACUAACUACACUGCACCAAAGAAGAAGAGGAAGACAUGAUAGUGAGACUAUGCUGUAGGUGUUUGCCUUAUCAGGCUCUGGUCAGUCCUUGCUGUUAGACUUGUGCUUUAGACUUAAGUGACCUAUUAUUGUUAUUAAAACAGUGUCUCAAAGGAUUUAAACACUACCUAUUAUCUAAAGAAAGCCAGAACCCUUAAUCUUAACCUCACCUUAGCCAAUUUGCCCAAAGUGGCUACAAAAAUGCAUCUAAGUAGACCACAGGAGGAGCAGCAUCUGCUUUCUGUAACUGCUAACAGGGCUUUAGAUGAACUGAACAAAUCAAAAACAAUCUGUAACAUUUAUGGCAAAGCAAAGACUAAAAAUAGACAUACACCUUAAUGUAAAUGUAAUACAACUUGUAUAAUAUGAAAAACAUAGCUCCUAUUUUUUCUGUAAUGUAUAAACUAGAUGUAAGUAAAUCUCGCAGAGGCUGCUAAACAGUGUUGGUAUUUGGUAAAACACAGCACAGCUUCUGCACACAGAAAAGUUUUAAACUGUCCCAUGAAUAAGAAACUGUAAGGUUUUUUUUAUGUCACUUGUCCUACUUCCCAAAGGCAACAAAGGCUAAUCUUAGAUGCACUUCACACUUUUUUUUUAAUUUUGACAUCACGUACAGAAAGCAGACACAUCAUGAGCUCAUCUGGGAUGAUGUACAAUCCCAGACUGCUGUCAGCUCUGGACUGAAGAAGUACAGAGGAGUCAGUAUAAAAGGAUUACUGAGGGCUUUGUUUUCUUUUGGCAGGCACUGCAGUCACUCUUGUAAUCUAUGUUUGGCUGCAAGUCCAACACGAGUAUUGCCUUUCUCGUCCUUGUGUGUAAUUUUAUUAUAAAGGAUGCAAAAGUGUUAGGCACUAUGUCAUGUCUUUAGGGAACGCUGCAUUUCUUUUUAGUUAUAUUUUUAACACUAAAGCCUUUUUUUGAUCACUUAAAUGAAAUCACUGAAAUGUCCCCGGCUGGCAGGUCUUGUCAAAAGCGUAGUCUUACAAUAUGGAUGUCCUCUGCGUAAGAGAAGCAAACGUGCAAGUGGGGGGUAAACCAAGCAAAUUACUGUAAUGGAACAUUCGGCUGAAAGACCCUAUAUAUGUGACAGACGGAAGGCCAGAGUGCAGUUUCAUCAGUGUGCAUUACUGUCAGCUAACUGAGGAGAAGCCAUAAUUACACUCCUUUGGGGGCUCGCUCCAUUAAGGUUUGCAUUGAGGCCGUUACUGUGUUUGCCUUUUCUGGCCAUGUCAGACACGCACCACAGACAGGAAAUGGAUGAGGAUAAUGGAUGCAUACUUAAUGGACCUUCCUGCUGCUGAUUUCACUGUGUUUACUCCUAGACCAGACAUGUCAACGUCUCCUUUGUUUCCAUCACGCUGUUGAAAAAUGUACACCAGAAAACAGAAGCUUGUAUUCUGGGAAUGAUGUGCUGACAGCUGUGCUACAGUAAGGCCUUGUAGUUGUCUCUGGACAGUAGGACAUAAUCAUUCUUUAAGGGUGUUUUAGAGCAGUAAUAAAGGACAAUUGUGGUAACAUGAUAGUUUAAAUGGAUAGGUGUAAUGGACAUGUCAAUAUUUAUUUGUAUGUGUUUAAUGAAUAAUACCCGAUGAUACGGUACUGUUGGUCACUUUGUUGGAAAUCAGGUGUCACCAUUUUUUUUAUAAUUCAUGAACAGCCUUGUCUUGAAAAUGUUCAAUUUUAUUUGGACAUACAACACUGUUAUCAGAACAAAAAAAUAUUUAUGUACAUAAAUAGGCAACCGAAAAUGUACAGUCGUACACAAACAAAACAGUCCAUCUGAGUAAUAGUCAGUACAGCUUUUAUCACAUGUGCAUUAUUGGUAUGUUUAUGGGAGACAAAAUGUUAUAGCAGUCCAUAAAUUAAAAUGAAAUAAUAAAAAUAAAAAAAAUCCAUUCAAAACCCGACUGCUGUGUUGUUAGAAUGUUGCUGCCCCCAGGAGGGGGCAGAGGGCAGACAGAAAGUCCCACAGACGUGUGAACCGCACAUACAGGCAUCCAAACAGAUAACGGAUGGGAGGAUAAGAGGCUCCACAUUCUCUCAAUUCUUUAUUGACCUAUAAUUAUUUCUUCAAGGGACCUGACAUUUUGCGUAGACCCUUUAUCCUGUAGAGCAGCCCAUUGAUAAAAUCCUGUGGGGAAGAUGGAAACAAUUGAUUUUUUUUUUUUUUUUGCAUGUAACUUUUACAGGCUUAGACAAGACAACAGUAACAGCAAACAAGUAUUUUCUUUUCUGUCAAAUAUUGAAAACGCUAUAUGCUUGUGUGUAGUCUCAUGUAAGUAUAUAUUUUUUGUCUCACCUCUUUUGGCUUUCCACAUUCCUGCAACAACUCCUAACAAAGAGAACAAACAGGUUGGCUCACUAACAACAUUGGACAUUGCUUUUUCACUGCAAACAUUGCAACACUGGAUUCCAGCAAGGGUCGAGUGCUUGUUAAGCUAUUACCCAGCAUUGCAAAUAGUUAGCUAUGUAUUCAGGUGUCAAUUGGGAACAAGGUGUUAAAAGGUUCAAAUUUUGCCUGAAUGUUGGACUCCUGGGACUCAGGUUGUCCUUUGAAAAACAGUUCCAUUAAGCAAUAAAUUACUGAGUAUAUAAUGCAGUGUGAAUAAUGUUAUUGUUUUUAAGCUAACUUGCACAAUAUUACCUGCAGCCGGGUUCUCUGCCCCUCGUCUGUCAGCUCCAGGAGCUCAUCUAUGUCAAUCUCUAACUCUGGAAUCUCUUCCUCCUGUAAAAGCAUUAAGAAACAAAAGUUAGGCUCUAUGGUUAAUAUUUCUCUAUUAUUAUAUUGCCCACACUUGUAUUUCUGCAUGCUACAAAGGCUCUUGUAUAAUGUGGGCUUCUUGCCAUCCUUUCACACACAGUGGUAAGACUAUCCACACCACUGAGCAAAGUCAUUCAGAAGGAAAAGAAAGUGUAAGAUAUGAUCCAUAAUGUGAUGCAACAUGGCAGGGGUUUCAUUUCAGCACAGUAAUGAAAUUGUUGCCGCUGUAGUACUGUAUAGAGGCUGUUGAAUUGUCAAGAGUUGACACUGUACUUUUAUCAGUAGGCAAUUAUCUGAUUUUAUAGUGUUGGCUGUAUUGUUGGAAUAAGAAUAAACACUUCCUUAAUAAUUUCCCAUAACAA